Messenger RNA from Neurospora tetraspora, 1378 nucleotides. Its product is annotated as cell division control protein 12. The coding region runs from base 105 to 1262 and encodes 385 amino acids. Gene Ontology annotation, biological process: cytoskeleton-dependent cytokinesis; intracellular protein localization. Gene Ontology annotation, cellular component: septin ring; cell division site; cytosol. Gene Ontology annotation, molecular function: GTP binding; molecular adaptor activity; GTPase activity. The transcript is spliced from 4 exons. The record is from RefSeq and is a predicted model, not a curated record. NCBI's taxonomy places the organism in Eukaryota, Fungi, Ascomycota, Sordariomycetes, Sordariales, Sordariaceae.
UUCUCCAAUUGCCGGUGCUUCUACUCGCCGUUACAGCAACGGGGAUCGUGACUUAAUCCUCUACACAUAAUUAUCUCCCAGUUUCGUGUUUCGCCCAGCUGAAGAUGGCCCCUGCCACUACCGAGAGCGCCUCACCGAUUGGCAUUGCCAAUCUGCCUAACCAGCGACACAAGAUUGUUGCUAAGAGGGGCGCUGCUUUUACUAUUAUGGUUGCUGGCGAGUCCGGCCUCGGCAAGACCACCUUCAUCAACACGCUGUUCUCCACGACCAUCAAGAACUAUGCCGACCACAAGAGGCGCCACCAGAAGCAGGUCGACAAGACCGUCGAGAUCGAAAUCACAAAGGCUGAGCUCGAAGAGAAGUUCUUCAAGGUUCGCCUGACUGUUAUCGAUACCCCCGGCUUUGGUGACUAUGUCAACAACCGCGACUCAUGGAUGCCUAUUAUCGAAUUCCUCGACGACCAGCACGAGUCCUACAUGCUCCAGGAGCAACAACCCCGCCGUCAGGACAAGAUCGAUCUCCGUGUCCACGCCUGCUUGUACUUCAUCCGCCCCACCGGCCACACCCUUAAGCCUCUAGAUAUCGAGGUUAUGAAGAGACUCUGCUCUCGCGUCAACCUCAUCCCCGUUAUCGCCAAGGCCGACACCCUCAGCCCUGCCGACCUGGCGAGGUUCAAGUCCAGGAUCCGUGCCGUCAUCGAAGCUCAGGGUAUCAAGAUCUAUCAGCCACCUAUUGAGGAGGAUGACGAGGCUGCCGCACAACACGCCCGCAGCUUGAUGGCCGCUAUGCCCUUUGCCGUUAUCGGUUCCGAGAAGGAUGUUAAGACCAGCGAUGGACGUAUUGUCAAGGGCCGUCAGUACUCGUGGGGUGUUGCCGAGGUCGAGAACGAGGAACACUGCGACUUCAAGAAGCUCCGUUCGAUUCUUAUCCGCACCCACAUGUUGGACCUUAUCCACACAACAGAGGAGCUGCACUACGAGGCUUACCGCGCCCAGCAAAUGGAGACUCGCAAAUUCGGCGAGGCUCGCCCAAGGAAGCUCGACAACCCCAAGUUCAAGGAGGAAGAGGAGGCUCUCCGCAAACGCUUCACAGAACAGGUUAAGAUCGAGGAACAGCGUUUCAGGCAGUGGGAGCAGAAGCUUAUUGCCGAGCGCGACCGUCUCAACAAGGACCUCGAACAGACCCACGCCCAGAUCAAGUCCCUCGAGAUGGAGCUCGAGUCUCUGCAGGGAAAUGCCGUCCGCAGCCACGGUCGCCGCUAAGCGGUUAUCAUGGCUUUUGUGGUAUCCACUACAAGGGGGACCACCGUCUCCCGUUCUAUCGAGCACUAAUGUACCUGCGCCUCGAUUGUUUUCGACAUGUUUACGUGAAGACGAAC